Esox lucius (northern pike) is the source of this 1944-nucleotide messenger RNA. It is a transcript of the gene ripk3, whose product is annotated as receptor-interacting serine-threonine kinase 3. The transcript is spliced from 14 exons. The record is from RefSeq and is a predicted model, not a curated record. The coding region runs from base 159 to 1595 and encodes 478 amino acids. Gene Ontology annotation, biological process: protein phosphorylation. Gene Ontology annotation, molecular function: ATP binding; JUN kinase kinase kinase activity. NCBI's taxonomy places the organism in Eukaryota, Metazoa, Chordata, Actinopteri, Esociformes, Esocidae.
UGUUGAAGUGAAACACGGGUGACUAAAGCUCGAACGCCGUUUGAGAUGACAGUUUUCUAAACCAAAGAUAAAUCGCUAUUUAUUCGCUAUUGUUCAAUUGUUGCUGUUGCAAUAGAGAAUGAUAACCACAUAGCUAGGCUACAGUCUUCAAGUUCGGUAUGGAACUGUCCUGUUUUCCUGUUCCUGUGUUGAUUGGAGACGACAGCCUGCAGACCUGGUGUGUGAUUGGCUCAGGUGGUUUUGGACAGAUCCACAAAGCCAGACACGUAGAAUGGGGCUUGGAUGUAGCCAUCAAGUUGUUACAUUGUAAUGAUGGCUCUAGCUCGUCUCUACUGAGAGAGGCACAUCUCAUGCGCCAGGGAGGGAGCCCCUAUGUCCUCAGGAUUCUGGGCAUUUACCAGGGUCAUCCCCCCGUCGCUGGGCUCUCCUCCCAGCUGGGCCUGGUCAUGGAGUUUAUGGAGAGGGGGUCUCUGGCGACCCUCCAGGAACAUCUCUCCAGCCCCCCACCCUGGCCUCUGUCCUUCCGUCUGGCCCAUGAAGUGGCUCUGGGCAUGAACUUCCUCCACCACCUAAACCCGUCACUGCUGCACCUAGACCUGAAGCCCAACAAUGUGCUGUUGGAUGACAGCCUUCACGCCAAGCUGACAGACUUUGGCCUAGCCAGAGUUUACCAUAGCCUUUCCAAAGCAAACAGGAAGGACAUGGGAGAGGAGGUCGGAACACUAAGUUAUAUGCCACCCGAGUCUUUUGACAUAAAGUACAAGCCCACUCGAUCUUCAGAUGUCUAUAGCUACGGAAUACUGCUUUGGUCCAUUAUCACUGGUGAAGAGCCCUACCGCUAUGUCCUGCCGAGUAUUGUGAGGUUCCGGAUCCCACAGGGGGAUAGACCCCCUUUGGAGUCAGUGAACACAGAUCAGGCAGAAGGGCUGGUGGAUCUAGUGGGCCUCAUGGAAAGAUGCUGGCAUCAGAAGCCCACCGAGAGACCCUCAUUCUUGGACUGCCUUGCUGUGACAGAGAGGGUGUAUGAGAAUCACAAACAAGGGAUUAAUGACGCUGUCUAUCAAGUGAAGAAAAUACUGGAUUCAGGGAGUAUUACAUCAGCUGUCAGUAACCUUCGGCUUUCCCCUGGAUCACAGCCACCAGUAUGUCCAGUGGUCCCUCAAUAUGUGCACACGGGACCACCCCCAACACAGGAAACAGCUGGUGGUUUGACCGCGAAGCAGAAACCCAAAGGUACAAAGCAUUCGUUACCUUAUCCAACGACCGUGUCAAGUGCAGAUCAAAAACCUUCAACCAAUCCGAAAUCAAAGAUAUCACCCCCCUUACCCCAACAAAUAGCUUCCCUCUCUGCAUCCAGUCAAAGUCCAGCUGGACCAUUACAGCGCCAGCAUUCCACUCCAGUUCCUGCAUCCCAUUCCACAGGUGGAACCGGCAUCUUUAUGAGCAAUGUAACGGGACUUCAGAUUGGUAACAACAACCACAUGUACAUCGGAACGGUACCACACAGAAAACGUCACCGAAACCCAACAGCACCAUCUUCUGUUAACUUACCAGGAGCACAGCCAAGGAGCACCAAAGGUCCAGAGCCGUCAUGAAAUUUGGAACACUCCUACUGUACCUUUAUGCCAGUGUAAGGGCUCCCAAUGGAAACAGGGACCACCUCUCACCCUUUGUCUUGUCUUAAACUGUCACUCCAUCUGUUAAAACAUGUUUGGGAAGAAAACAUAAAAUACAGAGCUUGACUCGACAAGCUGUGAUCCUUUGACUAAUUUCUUUCUUAACAUUUUUCCUUUCAGAUUUUUGUUAGAUUUGCUCCUUAGAUUGGUCUGAGGUGGAUGACCGUUCUCUCAUUUUUUAUUUUUUUUAUAUGUUGGUACAAAUGUCAGCUAAUGACAAAUGUUACAUUGUAUGUAUUACUUUUUAAAUAAAAGCUAUAUAUUUCUA